Molecule: messenger RNA, 1264 nt
Organism: Aphanomyces astaci
Lineage: Eukaryota; Oomycota; Saprolegniomycetes; Saprolegniales; Verrucalvaceae
Exons: 8
Coding region: 128-1204 (358 amino acids)
Biological process (GO): proteolysis
Molecular function (GO): zinc ion binding; metallocarboxypeptidase activity
Source: RefSeq, a predicted model, not a curated record
GUUUGAAUGAUUAAGUGCAUGCAUGCAUCGGGCACAAUGUGCAUGUAGUGGUCGCGUGGAGAUAUUCCGUUGAUCGCUCAUGGAAGUUGACAUGAUUGAUGGCUGUGACGACCGACCCCCGUGAUGGAUGGGUGUAGGAAGAAAAGAUCAUGUCAACGUUGACCAGGUCAUUUCUCUGGAGUCUACCUACGCCGAUGCAACCGUAGACAUGUACCAACAAGAAGCAAUCGACACCCAACAAUGCCACGACAAGUUCCGUGACGUGGCAAAUGCGUCCACUUCCAUGACCACGGCCCAUCCGCUUUUCAAUUGCUUUCGCUCGUUCGACGAAAUUGCAUCCUUUCUCGACAGGUUGCUCUUGUCGAGUCGCCCAUCCAACCGCCACCUGUUGAAAGUUCCCAUUGCCUCCACUGUCCAAGGUCACCCUAUCUUUGGCUACCACUGGACCAAGCCAUCGAAAGGCCGGGCGCUGCUAUACAUUCAAGCUGGCGUCCACCCCCGAGAAUGGGUGUCCAUUUCCUCUUUGGUGUACGCCAUGGUCAAGCUCAUCUCGUCGCCAUCUUCCAAGGCGCUGGACGACUGGGACAUUGUGUUUGUCCCCGUGGUCAACGUGGACGGCUACAAAUUGACGUGGAGCGCUCCCGCAAACCGACUGUGGCGAAAGAACGCUCGUGGAAUUGACUUGAAUCGGAACUUUGGCCCGGCGUCGUACUUUACAGCGACCAACGACACGACCAGCGAGACGUAUUCUGGCCCGUACGCGAUGAGCGAGCCAGAAACCAAAGGGAUUGCGGCUUAUCUAGAGUCCAUCCAAUCGCGGCUGCGCGGAACCCUAGACGUUCACACGACUGCAGGCGUCGUCGUGCGUCCGCUAUCCGUUUCCAACGCACCAUUGCAAGGCGACGACGAAGCCUCCAUGUCCAAGGUGGGCGAGGCCGUGGCCAGCGCCAUGAAUAAUGCUGCAAGAAGUGGGGGUGGCAGCAGUGAUGUCCCGUACACGAGCAUCGCAGGCCACGAGCUGUACCAAGGCGCGUUGUAUUCAGGCACGUUCAAAGACAUGGUGUACUUGAGCCUGAACCGGACGCCGUCGCUGACGAUUGAGCUACGGGGCGAGAGUGGGUUUAUGGCUUCGAGCGGGUCGAUUCGGCGAUCGGGUGACGAGCUCGUUGAGGCCAUUGGGGCGUUUGCUUCUCAGCUCCACUAAGUCUUGCGAUUACUUCGAAGUAGUUAGUACUACUAGUAACUCCACGGAACACAAGCAUCA